AUGUCAGAAAACUUGAAAAGAGCAGAAUCGCUCUUCAAUAGAAUAAUGAACCAGAAUACCGGGAAUAUUGCGCCUAAAAGCAACAAAAAUGGUCCAGUUAUUGGUAGUUCAGAAGUAACGACUGGAUCAACUCGGUUUACAAGUCACCAAGGGAAUAACCACAAUCAUUCUCAUGGGCCUGGCAAUAGUGCCAACCGACAUCAUCAACAUCAUCAUCACUCGCAUAAUAAUCAUGGUCAUUUCAAGCCAUAUAAGCAGCAGAGUAGAAAUCAAAAUAAUGGGCCGAAUGUUGACCUACCAAGGACCGAUCCUAUUAAGGUAGCUCUGGAAGUACUCAAGAGUAUUCCAGAAGAGCAUCACGUCUUACCAUACUGUUGGACAAUGUGGCACCACUCGCGCCUUAGAAGUAAGAAAGAUGAAUCAGAAGAGACAAACAAUGAUGAUUCUGGUCAACAGGCGACGCUUGCGGCCCCAGUUGACUCUUAUUUGCAAACAACGCAAAAAAUUGAUCUUCCCGCUAUUAAUAACUCUGAGGAGUCAACGGUGAAUAUAGGCUCCAUAGAGCAGCUAUGGGUUGGACUCAGUAGUAUUAGGAGAUCUCAUGAUCUCCCUAUUGGCACGGAGUUACUUUUCUUUAAAAGCGGCAUCAAUCCUGUUUGGGAAGAUCCUAUCAAUGCGAAAGGCGGUCGCUGGAUCUUUAGAUUCAAUCGCAGAUCUGGGAAUGGAAGCAAUGAAGUAAGCGAAUCGAUGGCUAAAGUCAGAAGACGUACUACUCUUAUUUGGGAAAGGUUGGUGGUUAAGACGUUGUCGGGUUCAAUUUUCCCUACAUCCAACUACUCAGAAGAGGUUCAAAAGCAACUUCUUAAUGAUAUCAGUGGUCUCGUGUUGAGUAUUCGAAAAGAUGAUGAUAUAAUCAGCAUUUGGAAUUCUAACCUCAACUUCUCAAAGAGAAAUAGUGAUUCCAAGAAGUUAACACCUUUUCAAGCAAGGAGAGUUAUUUGUGAUGCGAUUCUUCGCAUAAUUAGAGAGUGCGACUUGAUUGGAGAUGGUUCUGACUGUGUAACCACUACUGAUACUGGGUCUAAUGAAAGAGUUUACGGGGUUUCAUUUGAAUACAGGCUACACUCAGAUAAUGCGAUAACUCACUCUUCAUCAGAAAAACACGUAGGUCGUCGUCAUAGGGCCCUUACACAGCAAUAA
Molecule: messenger RNA, 1200 nt
Organism: Priceomyces carsonii
Lineage: Eukaryota; Fungi; Ascomycota; Pichiomycetes; Serinales; Debaryomycetaceae
Exons: 1
Coding region: 1-1200 (399 amino acids)
Biological process (GO): translational initiation
Cellular component (GO): eukaryotic translation initiation factor 4F complex; cytoplasm
Molecular function (GO): RNA 7-methylguanosine cap binding; translation initiation factor activity
Source: RefSeq, a predicted model, not a curated record